Heterobilharzia americana is the source of this 879-nucleotide messenger RNA. Lineage: Eukaryota; Metazoa; Platyhelminthes; Trematoda; Strigeidida; Schistosomatidae. The record is from the annotation of a GenBank genome assembly.
AGAAAUUUGAGUUCAGUGACUAACUUUCAUGUUGAUAUUUUUCUUUCUUCUCUGUUGUUUUAGUAACCUAUUCUUUUUCUAGAUUAAUUAAUGAGCAAAGAUCAAAAACCACGAGUACGCAAACGAGCAACACAUAUUGUAACCGAUUCCAAACCAAGACACAACUAUGGAAGUGAAAAACCUUUGUUUGUCUAUUCAUGCAUAUGCGGACAGAUGUCACUAAUAAUUGAUUGUCUAGUGGAAAAACUGCCAAAACGCCCCAGAGAUGAUGCUAGAGUUAUUGAUGGAUCCAAACGUGCUCAUAAGACAACUGCUACAGCUGUUAAUCCACUCACCCCGGUUUAUAUACGUUGGCCAAAUGGUAUAGAGAAACAGUUUCGCAGGUAUUGCAAAGGUUGUGGAUUACCCAUAUUUUAUCGUCAUAGUGCAGGAAAUUCCACGACUGAGUUCAUCAUUAAAAAUGCGUUGAAACUCCAAGAUGAUCAAGCUGCUUUAUCUGCAUCUAUGCUUUGUCCUAAACGACCAACUUCAUCAAAGCAUAUUGAUGAAAGCUGUGCUAAUGCUAGAUUACUUGAAGCAUUAGCUGCUGAAGCAGCUGCCCUACAAAAAAGUGAAACAUCAAAUAAUGCUCCAUUACGACGAAGUGUUCAACAACAAGAAACCACUCAAGGGAUAGAUACAGCUGUCACUGUUUCUACUAUUGAAGAUGAAGAAGAAGAAGCUGAAGCAAAAGAAAUCGCAGACUCGUAUGCAGCUAAUGCUCGUGUAAUCGAACAAGAGAUGAUCCGACGCGGCAUUAUUAAGCGAAGAUUAGUUGACGAGGCUACUGAAGAAGCCCAACAAAGACGAAUUCGUGGAACAUUGAUCGAUAAACAGUAA